AACAAAUGAGCAAAAACCCAACAGAAAUGACAUUACCAUACUUGAAACAUCAUAGCCAUUUUCGGUCUGUCGACUUGAUCUUAUUUCUGUCGAUGUCCUCACAAAUGUCAUGCAACACUUCCUCCACGUUCUUAUAUAAGACACGGAUACCGUUCAUCUGGAGACAACACUACCAAGAAUCCCUAACCAAAUGAAAAAUUACCAAAGUCUUGCAUGCUUUAUUCUUCCCCUUAUCCUUCUCAUCCCAUUCGGCCAUUCCCAUGGAAAACCAACAAAAUCCAUUUCCGUUCCUCUCAGAAGUGACCGAGUACUAGAAAAACUUUACCAAUGGAGGAAUCACCAGAUAGAGUCCCAACUAAACCAGCUUAUAGGAUUAGAAACCCCAGUUGUUUUGGCAGGAGUUCUUUGUUUCAUAGCUGCUUCUAUAUCGAGUGCAGGAGGGAUUGGAGGUGGUGGGCUUUUCAUACCCAUACUGACUAUAGUUGCAGGCGUAGACCUCAAGACAGCCUCGAGUCUCUCAGCUUUCAUGGUCACUGGUGGUUCAGCUGCAAAUGUUAUGUGCAAUUUGUGCAACUUCAGUCCCAAGUUUGGUGGCAAGACAUUGAUCGACUUUGAUAUAGCACUUUUAUCAGAGCCAUGUAUGUUAUUAGGAGUGAGCAUAGGGGUGAUUUGCAACCUUGUGUUCCCAGAAUGGCUCAUUACCAUUCUCUUUGCUACUUUUCUUGCUUGGUCUACCUCUAAGACUUGUCAAAAUGGUGUGUUUUAUUGGAGAAUGGAAUCUGAAGAGCUGUUGAGGAGAAAUGGGGGUGGAAAUUUGGAAAAUGGGUUGACUAAUGAGAAUUCAUCAUGUGGUGAUGAAAGUGAAGGGAUCAAAACUGCUUUGGGUGUGAAAGGAUCAGGUUGCAAUUUGAGGUUUCCAUGGAUGAAAAUGGGGGUCUUAGUUCUGGUCUGGCUUUCCUUCUCUGUUCUCUAUCUUCUUCGUGGCAAUCGGCAUGGACAGGGUCUAAUAAUCCAAGUAGAACCUUGUGGAUUGGGUUACUGGAUUAUCUCAUCAUUCCAAAUUCCUUUGGCAAUGGUUUUCACCUCCUGGAUCCUAUGCAAAGAGGAGACUGUACUUAAACAUCAGACUUCUCCAAACCACGAGGACGAAGAAGACCUACAGUUUAGAGACGGACCUUCAAGCAAACUUGUCUUCCCACGAAUGGCAUUUUUAGCAGGGGUUUUGGGAGGUUUCUUUGGCAUUGGAGGUGGAAUGCUCAUAAGCCCACUUCUUCUUCAAGUUGGGAUAGUACCUGAGGUAACAGCAGCGACUUGUUCGUUCAUGGUUUUCUUCUCAUCCACCAUGUCGGUAUUCCUGUACGUUUUGAUGGGCAUGGAGCACAUGCACACUGCCCUCAUCUUCGCCAUCAUCUGUUUUGCUGCUUCACUUGUCGGAUUGGUGGGGGUGAAGAGAGCGAUUCGUCGAUAUGGGAGGGCAUCUCUGGUCGUGUUCUCAGUUAGUAUUGUAAUGGUUUUGAGUACUGUUCUGAUGACUACCUUUGGAGCACUUGAUGUUUGGAGGACCUAUGUUUCUGGGAAAUACAUGGGAUUCAAAUUACCCUGUUAAAGAAUAACUUUUAUCAGUAGGUUUCUUAAUAAGUCCUCCUGUUUAAGGUAGUAAAUAAGAAUUGUAGGUUUCAUUUGAAGAUGGAUAAGUCCUAACAAAACAACUUGCUGUGUGAAAUA
Carya illinoinensis is the source of this 1725-nucleotide messenger RNA. Its product is annotated as sulfite exporter TauE/SafE family protein 2-like. Gene Ontology annotation, biological process: protein ubiquitination. NCBI's taxonomy places the organism in Eukaryota, Viridiplantae, Streptophyta, Magnoliopsida, Fagales, Juglandaceae. The record is from RefSeq and is a predicted model, not a curated record. Gene Ontology annotation, cellular component: membrane; Cul4A-RING E3 ubiquitin ligase complex. The transcript is spliced from 4 exons. The coding region runs from base 191 to 1606 and encodes 471 amino acids.